AUGUUUUGCAGUACCUACCAACAUUAAUAAUUGCGUUAGUAUAUGCCUGCUAUUAAUUUUUUAAUCUAAAAUUUCUUGAUUCAGAAAUGCAAUUCUUUAGUGUUUACUAAAUGUACCCUUGAAACAUAUUUAACUUAUGGAUUAUGUAAGAAUUAUUGCCCUAAUUAUUAUUAAAAUAAUCUUAAUAAUGAAUUUUUUUAAUUAAGUCCCAAAAACUUAUUUUUAUAAUGCUCAUUGUUAUUCACAAUCUCCAUUUAGUACUUAUUAAUAAAAAAUGAUUUUUUUUGA
This is a messenger RNA of Paramecium primaurelia, 288 nucleotides long. Lineage: Eukaryota; Ciliophora; Oligohymenophorea; Peniculida; Parameciidae. The record is from the annotation of a GenBank genome assembly.